Molecule: messenger RNA, 1413 nt
Organism: Rhinopithecus roxellana (golden snub-nosed monkey)
Lineage: Eukaryota; Metazoa; Chordata; Mammalia; Primates; Cercopithecidae
Gene: CST7
Product: cystatin F
Exons: 2
Coding region: 227-931 (234 amino acids)
Biological process (GO): positive regulation of myelination; immune response; negative regulation of microglial cell activation
Cellular component (GO): lysosome; endoplasmic reticulum; Golgi apparatus
Molecular function (GO): cysteine-type endopeptidase inhibitor activity
Source: RefSeq, a predicted model, not a curated record
CAGCACCACGCAGGCAGCCCCCUAGCCCCGCCCCUGCCCCUGUCCCAGAGUGGUUUGCAGGGUGGGGUUCCAUGCUGUGGCCCCAGCACCCGCCCCUGGGUUGGGACAGCCCACUGCCCCGUGCUACCUGAGAAGGCUCAGCACAGGCACCAACCACUGCCCCCAACUGCCCCGUGCUGCCUGAGAAGGAUUGGCACGGGCACCGACCACUGCCCCCAACUGCCCCAUGCUGCCUGAGAAGGCUCUGCACGGCCACCCCCGACUGCCCCGCACUGUCCCCACCCCGACAGCCAUGCGAGCGGCUGGAGCUCUGCUGGCCUUCUGCUGCCUGGUCGUGAGCACCACCGGGGGCCCUUCCCCAGAUCUGCUGUCGGCCACCAAACCCCAGACGGAAGCUCCAGAGCCCACGUUCACACACACGGAGCGGGCCCUCAGCCUCAGUCCUACCGUCCGUGAAAUGGGAAGAUAUCUGCACCCCGUCUCCGGUCUUGGGGAGGCUGAAAAGAGGUGGUUCGGGGAAGGCACAGGCAUGGAGGCACACGGGGCGUGGGGUGCUCUCUGCCGGCCUCGGCCCCCUGCUCUGUCCAGUGCAGGACCUUCUGCCACUGUGCUGGUGACAGCCUCCAACACCCUGCCCAGGUGCUGUGGUCAUUUCUGGUGCUUCCAGCAAGGGCCUUCAGUCUUCGGCUGUACAGGGAGGGUGCUGGGAGGCCCCCAGUCUAGCAGCAAAAUAGAUGGGAACCUGGGCCCCAGACACAAGCAUGCAUCCUGCCUCCACCCCACAACUCCUACAGCCCCUCCACUGCCUCCUCUGAGAAUAAAUUACAGAGCCUUCCUCAUGACUGAGGGGGCUUGGGGGUGGGGGAAGCAACAGGGACCCCAAGGGUGGUGCCGUCUGAGCAUCUGGCCUCUCUCCACGCCCAGGCACUGAACUGCACAGACCGCAGCCCCGAGUCCCUCAGGGCACCUUUCUUCCCUGAGGCUUUCAGAACCUAGGAAAUUGCCACACUAGCUUCCGCCACCCUUUUGAAAAGGGCUGUUUCUUUCUCAAUCUGAUGGGCAUCUCUUCUGGGAAGCUCUGCGAGGUGCCAUGUCACCCUCUGCCCCCUCCACUCUAGCUGCAACGGUCCAUCUGCCUGGACAGGGGCCCUGGGGUCAGGGAGCCAUUUCAGCUUCCCUCUGCAAGGUGAUGUCAGUCCUUACUUCCCAGUAGCAGAGAGACCACUUGCAGCCCGGGGAUCUCCCGCCUCCUGGGGAGCACUGAGAGCUGCCGCAGGCUGAGCCACCCUCUAUGUGGCAAGAUUCGUUUUUCCCAAUGGGGGCAUUCAUUUGCCCUGAGACCCCUGCUGUGGCCAUGUGCAUUUUGAUGUAUUUGAUAAUGAUUACAGUAUUGCACAUCAUUUAUUGACAAGU